GUGGACGUCGACGGGAUCCCAGAUCGAAUCCUGCGCUCGACGGACGAUCCAGAGAGGCGCGUGGAGAAGGCGCGGUUGUUCGCGGAGUGGCGCGAGCGGUUCGAUAUCGAUUUCAUUUUGCGCACGCCGAAGCCGUACUUUAAAAUCAUCAAGCGAUACUAUCCGCACGCGUUUCACAUGACGGGCAAAGGUCAGAACGCGUGCUCGAUACAGAUAGAAAAGCCGGGACAGUUUGGACAUUUGCUCGACGCGGUCCGGCGAGAGGCGGAGGAGAUAGGAAGACCAGAUGACGAUCCCGUGCACGCCGUCGUCGAACACGUGUCCUUCGUGAUGACGUUUUUAUUCGAACAUAUCGACACCAGACCGUGGCCCCGCGGCAAGACGAUUCGAAUCGUCGAUAUGAGUCGACUUGGUAUGAAUGAUAUCGGUUUCGAGGUGUUCGAUUUUUUGCGCGUCAUGUCUCAAGUGUCCAAGCGCGCCUUCGUCGAGCGCAUUCACAAAAUUUACAUCGUGCACCCGCCGGCGAGUUUCGCAUUCAUUUUCAAUACUUGCAAGCCGCUCAUCUCCGAGCGCACGCUGAAACAAAUCGUCGUCUGCAGCACGCUCGAUGAAUUUACGAGCAAGGUGAAACGCGAGGCUGAUUUGAGCUCAGUUCCGCGCGAAUACGGCGGCUCGUGCGAAUGCGCAGACUGUUGGCGCGAUUGCGAUCGCGAGCGGCGGCUGCGCGAGCUCGCGCGCGAGCUCAACGCGAACGGGGCGCGUUGA
This is a messenger RNA of Ostreococcus lucimarinus CCE9901, 765 nucleotides long. RefSeq lists its product with no specific name. The transcript has a single exon. The annotation marks the transcript as partial. The record is from RefSeq and is a predicted model, not a curated record. NCBI's taxonomy places the organism in Eukaryota, Viridiplantae, Chlorophyta, Mamiellophyceae, Mamiellales, Bathycoccaceae.